CAAGGCUGAUAAGGAAACCUCUUCUGUGUAUACUCACUCUCAUUUUUCGGACCUGGAAUUGAACCCACUUCCUCACCUCAUACAUACUACUCGAGUCGACAUAGGUUCUGGAAACCACACCGACCAGCUACCCAGCCGACCAACCGACUCAUCCGUAUGUGCUGUACUGUACUGUAGAAUCGACCUAUCUGCAUGACGGUACCCUGACCCAUGCAUACACAUACGCAUACCUCCAUCUUCAUGCACUGUGCAAUAGCCUACCAAUCCCAUAGUCACAAAACACUUGCAGUACAUCAGUUAACAAUAACAAAGACAAUAGCUCGUGACUACUUUACUGCUGCUCCCGGGGAGGGGGGAAGAGGCAUCCUACCACUAAGGAGAACCAUUACCUUUCGAUGCUGGUGCUGUCCUCGGAUGGAAAAGCACUAUCCAGAACCAACUGCAGCAUCUCAAACCAGAAAGAACCACGUCGGGUUCUGUUCCGAGGAUCGUCCACACUUGGUUUUGUCCCCUCCCCCUUACAUUUUCGGAGAUCUGGGGGAGGGGAGGGGAUCUGGUGCUGAUGCUGCUGGUGCUGGCGGUGUUGGUGUUGGUGGUUUGUGCUGGUGGGGUUUGUGUUACAAUACUCCGUUGGACUUGAUUGUCCUUGGACAAUUGGGACAAUGGGUGAAAGUCUAAAGUAUACCUACUAUCUUACAAGUUACCAUACUUCACAAGCGAAGAGCUAUUGAACUCUCGCGCCCGGGCGUCGGUCUUGCAGGUCAAAGAUUUCCUGGAUCUGCAGAAUCAGAGAGAUGGAUGUUUCCAUUCGAUGGACGGACAGACAAGAUUCUUGAUCGACUUGAGCAAAAGCACUGGGGCCUUAUGAAA
Molecule: messenger RNA, 870 nt
Organism: Aspergillus brunneoviolaceus CBS 621.78
Lineage: Eukaryota; Fungi; Ascomycota; Eurotiomycetes; Eurotiales; Aspergillaceae
Exons: 2
Coding region: 211-678 (155 amino acids)
Source: RefSeq, a predicted model, not a curated record